Molecule: messenger RNA, 1614 nt
Organism: Cladophialophora carrionii CBS 160.54
Lineage: Eukaryota; Fungi; Ascomycota; Eurotiomycetes; Chaetothyriales; Herpotrichiellaceae
Exons: 4
Coding region: 1-1614 (537 amino acids)
Biological process (GO): ubiquitin-dependent protein catabolic process
Cellular component (GO): cytoplasm
Molecular function (GO): ubiquitin protein ligase activity
Source: RefSeq, a predicted model, not a curated record
AUGUCUGCACAGGACUUCGGUGUGGUCGCAAUUGUGCUUCCCAACCCACAAUACGACCCCUCAGAUCGAGCGCAAAUAGUCAAUGACUCACUCGGCUUUGCUCUGAGAGCAUCGGGCCUUAUUCGCACCCUGUCACCCAACAAUCCUCAUCAUUACGAUGCCAUACAAGGCCUUCUAUACACCCCCAAUCUUCCGCCCUCGAGUCCCUGUGGCAACUCCACCAGAGCCCUCAUCCCAGCAAAUGUCACGACCCGGGCUGAGAUCCCCACGGGCGAUUAUCCUCUGAUUGCAUUGGCACCGUGGACAGAGCCAGAAUGCGUCGGUUCUUACCUGUCUGUCAUGCGGGCAGACGAGGUCCGAGGAGCAAUCUUCUUCCACCCUGACAAUUCCAGCGCACUGCCUCCUCCUGUCAGCGACCAAUCCUGGACUCUGCAUGACGGCGGGCAAUGGAAGUCUAUCAAUGGAUACCCAGUCUAUGCGAUCCCUGGAAUGCUAGGGUCCUUUCUUCUGAAUGAAUUGGCACAGUAUUCGGGCAACAUGUCAGAAGUGCCAUUUGGGGAGGAUCUGAUCACCAUCUACAAUCCCCACGAUAGCGUUAGGCUGUACGCACGAAUGGCCAUCCACACCAGGGCGGGCAUACCGUCGCUAUGGGUCUUCCUGAUCAUCGUCCUAGCCAUCCUCCUCGCAGUCGUCUUGAUGAGCUCGGUUAUCAUGCACAUGAUCCAACGCCGACAACGACGCGUGCUGCAACGCCGAGUCGCCGACGGUGAGGUCAACCUGGAGUCCUUGGGCAUCAAGAGGUUGCAAGUACCACAAGAGAUAUUGGACAAGAUGCCGCAAUACACUUACACGGCCAAGCCGGAGCCGGAGAACGACAACGGGAAUGCUACGAAGCAGCCGGGCGAGUCCGGAACGAGUGAUGCUGUCGGACCCACGACACAGAAGGUGGCCGAGUCCCACAUCAAAGACGUCGAAAGCGCCCUUGGCCCGGCUGCCGCAACUCAUGAAGUCGCAUUCGCUCAGUCAACGUGUCCGAUCUGUCUGGACGACUUCGUCAGUGGAGAAACAACUGUCCGCGAACUCCCCUGUAAUCACAUCUUUCAUCCGGAAUGCAUCGAUCCUUUCCUACGCGACAACAGCUCGCUUUGUCCGUUGUGCAAGAAAUCCUCACUUCCGGCGGGAUACUGUCCAGUCCAAGUAACAAACAUCAUGGUGAGGAGAGAGAGAUUAAUGCGGCGGGUGCAGCAGCGGGGUGGCACACUUCAUGUGUCCACCCCAGCUUCUCGCCUGGUGAUGAGAGGCCGUGCGCUACGCGCUAUUUCAAUUCCCACACCGGCGCCACGCAUAGAUAUUCAUAUAUCACCCGAACAGGAAAGGAGUGCGGGUACAGAGAUGGAUCCGAUGCCAUCUCCCCGAAGAAUGGCCACGGCCGAGGAUGAAGUGCCUGCCGAAGUACGUGCCCAGGGCGUUUCUGCUAGGCGGGCAUGGUUGCGCGACCGAAUCGCCCGCAGACAAGCUCGUGAUUACCAGCAGCGUGCUGAUGAGGGGCGCGUGGCGGAGGCUUCGAGACCUCUUUGGCGCCGCGUUGCUGGCCGAGUCUUCCCUAGCCUCUGA